AAGUGCAGAAGCUCACAAUACCUGUAUCACUAGACAAGCAGGAAAGAUGUUGAGGGUGACGACAAUCACACUGGUGCUUUGCCUUACCGGCAUUGCAUGGUCAGACACUUUUGAAGAGGAAGGAGGAGGCAUCCGAGGUCCCAGAAUAAUGGAACCUAAAACCUCAUCAGACUGUAAACAGGAUAAGAACUGGCCAAUAUGUGCUGAUGAAGACUGGGGUCCCAAAUGUCCUUCUGGAUGCAGAGUUGCAGGUUUAGCCACUCAGUCUGAUAAAGAAUUUGGCAAGAGACUUGACAUAAUCCGGCAGAAGUUUAAGGAUGGAGAAAUCAAUUACAAGAGUAUUGAUGUGAGGACCAAAGAAACAUAUGAUUCCAUAAAGGAUAACUUAUUCCAAGCACAACAGAGUGAUGGAAAAUAUAACGAAGUAUCUGAGAACCUCAGAAAUAAGAUUGAAUUUUUAAAGAAAAAAGUUGUUAAUCAAGUGGAAAGGAUCAAAGCACUGCAAAGAAGCGUCAGGAACCAGGUUGUAGAAAUGAAGCGGCUUGAGGUGGAUAUUGAUAUCAAGCUUCGUUCCUGCCAGGGAUCUUGUGCAAAGUCUGUUGAAUACCAUGUAGACUAUGACAGCUAUGAUAACAUCCAAAAACAAUUAUUGCAAGCUGAAGGCACUGACCUUAGAAUUGAGACCAAUACAUUGAGAGUGCUGAAAAUGAGGCCAAUAAAAGACUCUCUUGUAGACCCACGUUACAAAACACAAGCUCAAAUAAAAGACCAAGAAGAUCAGUUCAAAAUAUUCACUGAUAUUGAUCAGUUCACAUUUAUAUUAGAAGGGAAACCUAAACAGGUAACAGGAGAAGAAUCGUCAUCUACCACCUACACUAGUGUCUCUGGCAAAGAGGUUUCUUUGCCAACUUCAAAACAAGUAAUUCAGGGAGGGGACAAAGGUACUAUUUCAGGGUCAGAAAGCACACAUGUUAUUUCAUGCACUAAAACCAUUACAAAGAAAACAAUACAGGGGCCUUCUGGACCAAGAGAAGAAAUAUUUGAAUCUUUCAGUGGUGGGCCAGAGUGUGAAAGUUUAUCAAAACGUAAAACUGAAGCUAAGGGAGAGGUCCUGCCUGAUGGCACUUACAAUGUUAAAAUUUCUGGAUCAGGAGGUGUCAGCAAGAUUCCAAGCUUGGAAGAAUUUAUUAGUUCAGCUGGAGCUAACACACAAACCCAUUACAGCAGUAGCAGUGGUGUAAGUGGCGGUUCAAUCACCAAAACAAGUAGUUCUAAAAUAGUUGAUGGUUUCUCUGAUCUGGGAGAUGAUGAGAUUGAUGAUUUCCAUACAUUCCAUGGUACUCCUAGCUUUACACCACUGAAAAGUCAAACCUCAUAUACCAAGACUGUAGUUUCCGGCAGUGAUGUUGGUGGCUCCCAGUGGGAUACAAAAUACAAGAGUAAACAAGUUUUUGAAGAUCAUGGGCCUCUCCAACAAGAUAUCAGUGGAGAAGACACACCUGAUUUACAGGCUCGCAGUGUGAGAAAACAAGUAAAGGUGGUUACCAGUUAUACUGGGACAGACUGUGAUGAUAUCCGCCAAAAACACAGUUCUGGUGCCAAAAGUGGCAUCUUCAAAAUCAGGCCAGAAGGAUCCAGUAAAGUACUUUCAGUGUAUUGUGACCAAGACACAGAGUUGGGAGGAUGGCUUUUGAUUCAGCAAAGAGAAGAUGGAUCCGUGAAUUUUAAUAGGACAUGGGAAGACUACAAGAAUGGAUUUGGCAGUGUGGAUGGAAAUGGAAAAGGAGACUUCUACAUAGGCAAUGAAUUCAUUCACUUACUGACUCAGAAGAACUCUGUUCUUCGAAUUGAACUAGAGGACUGGUCUGGGGAGACGGUGUACGCUGAAUAUAAUUUUCACCUGGGGUCUGAGUCUGAUGGUUAUGUUCUUAGAGUCUCUGAGUAUGGUGGCAGUGCAGGAGAUGCCCUCAUAGAAGGGUCCAAGGAUGAUGGGGAACACACCUCUCACAAUGGCAUGAAGUUUAGUACAUUUGAUAGGGACAGUGAUAAGUGGGAGGAGAAUUGUGCAGAAAUGUAUGGCGGGGGCUGGUGGCAUAACAACUGCCAAGCUGCAAACCUUAAUGGGAUUUAUUACUUUGGAGGACAUUAUGAUCCACGUAAUAAUGUUCCAUAUGAGAUAGAAAAUGGGGUUGUAUGGAUACCCUUUAAAACAGCAGAUUACUCCCUUAAAAUGGUCAGAAUGAAAAUUCGGCCAUCAGAAACCACUGAAUAAUAUUUUACUUUACAAUCCCACACUCCCCUCAAAAUAUUUUAUUAUGUGUUUAUGUUUUUUUAUUUCUGACUUAAUGUUUAAUAUUGACUGUACCAGAAAAGAAAAGUUAAAAAAACUUAUUUGAAUCUUA
Messenger RNA from Pelobates fuscus (common spadefoot toad), 2402 nucleotides. Its product is annotated as fibrinogen alpha chain-like. Lineage: Eukaryota; Metazoa; Chordata; Amphibia; Anura; Pelobatidae. Gene Ontology annotation, biological process: blood coagulation; platelet activation; protein polymerization. The transcript is spliced from 6 exons. Gene Ontology annotation, molecular function: signaling receptor binding. The record is from RefSeq and is a predicted model, not a curated record. Gene Ontology annotation, cellular component: fibrinogen complex. Bases 47 to 2272 code for a protein of 741 amino acids.